AGACAUAGUAAGGGUAACAUUGGCAACAUUGAUUUUGUCGAUACUCGAUAAAAUAAAUUGCAUAUGUAACAUCACUAACGCAAAGUACUUUACUGUGGGGCUGUCGAAAAUUUUGGAUUCAAUAAAAAUUGCGUUUUAAACAUGUUUUCACGUGUAGCUUUGCGUUCAGUCGCGGCUCGUCAGUCCACACCGACAGCGCUUGUCGCUCGUGGCUCAGCCUCCGAAGUCAGUGGUGUGCGGGAUGAGAAAAACUUCCCCAGGCCAGUGAGAGGUGAACCCGGUAAAGUUCGACUUGGCUUCAUUCCCGAAGAAUGGUUCCAAUUCUUCCAUUCAAAGACUGGUGUGACUGGUCCCUACACAUUUGGUGUGGGUCUCGCCACAUAUUUGUGCAGCAAGGAAAUAUAUGUCAUGGAACAUGAGUACUAUACCGGUCUCUCCAUUUUCGUAAUGAUCUAUUAUGCCAGCACCAGGUUUGGACCCAAACUUGCAGAAUUCCUCGAUAAAGAAGUAGAUAACGUAGAAAGCAGCUGGAAUGCAGGUCGCUUAGAAACUAUUAAGUCUCUUGAAGAUGCCAUCGCUGGAGAGAAGGAGGCUCAGUGGAGGGCUCAAGGACAGGAGCUGCUCAUUGAAGCCAAGAAAGAAAAUGUUCUAUUGCAACUCGAAGCCGCGUAUAGAGAACGUGCAUUGAACGCAUACCAGGAAGUCAAGCGUCGUCUGGACUACCAACUCGAGAAGUCCCUCUUGGAACGCCGUAUCGCCCAGAAGAACAUGGUCGACUGGAUCGUAACCAAUGUGACCAAGGCCAUCACACCAGACCAGGAGAAGCAGGCCAUGGACCGCUGCAUCGCAGACCUAGCGGCCCUCGCAAAGAACUAAAAUUUAGUUAUUUAUUAUCUGCAUAUUGUUAAUAAACUGAAAUCAAGCGUAAUAUAGUU
Messenger RNA from Nymphalis io (European peacock), 935 nucleotides. It is a transcript of the gene ATPsynB, whose product is annotated as ATP synthase subunit b, mitochondrial. Gene Ontology annotation, biological process: proton motive force-driven ATP synthesis. Bases 142 to 876 code for a protein of 244 amino acids. Gene Ontology annotation, molecular function: proton transmembrane transporter activity. NCBI's taxonomy places the organism in Eukaryota, Metazoa, Arthropoda, Insecta, Lepidoptera, Nymphalidae. The record is from RefSeq and is a predicted model, not a curated record. The transcript is spliced from 5 exons.